Athene cunicularia (burrowing owl) is the source of this 2522-nucleotide messenger RNA. RefSeq names its product solute carrier organic anion transporter family member 1A2 (gene SLCO1A2). The record is from RefSeq and is a predicted model, not a curated record. Gene Ontology annotation, cellular component: membrane. Lineage: Eukaryota; Metazoa; Chordata; Aves; Strigiformes; Strigidae. Gene Ontology annotation, molecular function: bile acid transmembrane transporter activity; protein binding. Gene Ontology annotation, biological process: sodium-independent organic anion transport; transmembrane transport; bile acid and bile salt transport.
AUGAAAGAAGCUAAGAAGCCAUGUGCAGGGGACAAAUUCUGCUGCAUUUCCAAGCUGAAGGUAUUUCUGCUGGCACUAUCACUUGCAUUUGUCGGUAAAACGAUGUCUGGUGCUUACAUGAACAGCAUGUACACACAGAUAGAGAAACAAUUUAAUAUUCCAGCUUCUUUAGUUGGGAUCAUUAAUGGAAGCUUUGAAAUUGGCAACUUGCUGCUGAUAGCAUUUGUGAGUUACUUUGGAGCAAAGCUUCACAGACCCAGAAUAAUUGCUUUGGGCUGCACAAUCCUGUCAUUUGGAUGUCUUUUGAUAUCACUUCCUCAUUUCCUGUUUGGAAGGUAUCAUAUUGAAAGCAGUAUUUCACAAUGGGAGAAUUUUUCAGUCAUGCCUCUGUGCCUUGCUAAUCAAAGCUUGUUCUCUUUACCUACAGAGGAACCAUCAACAGAAUGUGAAAAAGAGCCUAGGUCCUUGCUGUGGAUAUUUGUGAUGGUUGGAAACAUAGUACGAGGAAUGGGUGAAACUCCCAUCAUGCCCUUAGGCAUUUCAUAUUUGGAGGAUUUUGCCAAAGCAGAGAAUUCACCUUUCUACCUGGGAUGUCUACAUACAGCAACUGUAAUAGGCCCCUUCCUUGGUUUCUUGUUGGCAUCAUUCUGUGCAGAGCUGUUUGUUGAUCUGGGAUCAGUAGAUGCAGGAAAACACACAAUGACAUCAAAGAAUGUCCGCUGGGUUGGAGCAUGGUGGCUGGGCAUUUUGUUUUGUGCAUUACUAAAUCUUCUUGUGGGAAUACCUUUCUGGUUUUUGCCAAAGUCUCUUGUGAAGGAAGGAGAAAAAAAUCAACCUGAGGAGAUGAGUGAAACAAGUAUACUACCAUUGCAAGAAAAUGAUAAAAAUUAAGCCAAACAGACCAUAUAUGAAGUUGCUAAAGAUUUCAUCCCCUUCCUCAAGGCUUUGUUUCGCAACACAGUUUAUAUGUUAUUUAUAUGCAUAACUGUGUUACAGUUCAGUGCCUUCAAUGGCAUGAUAUCCUUCAUGCCCAAAUUUCUGGAACAGCAGUUUGGAAAAUCUGCAUCAGAUGCCAUCUUUUUAAUUGGUGUCUACAAUUUACCAGUUAUAUGCGUUGGGUAUUUUUUUGGAGGCUUAUUCAUGAAGAAACUCAAGAUAAAUACCUAUGAGGCUGCGAACAUAGCAUUUUGGGUAUCUUUGCUGGACUACCUUCUCUACUUUGCUGCCUAUUGGACUAUCUGUGAUAUUUCACAAGUUGCUGGCCUAACAGUUUCCUAUGAAGGAAUACAGCAAGUUUCAUAUGCAGAAAAUACUCUACUUGCUGGCUGCAACAGGGAUUGUGAUUGCCCACUUAAAAUAUGGGACCCUGUUUGUGGGAACAAUGGAAUCACUUAUGUGUCACCUUGUCUUGCUGGGUGUAAAGUCUCAAGAGGAAUGGGAAAAAGUAUGGUAUUUGAAAACUGCACCUGUGUUGCAGCCUCAGAGUUUUCAUCUCCAAAUGUCUCUGCAAUUUUGGGCCAGUGUGAUAGAGAAGAAAACUGUGAGAAGAUGCUUCAUUAUUUUUUAAUAUUGACAUUAGUCUGCAGCUUCAUUUUUUCUUUAGCAGCCAUGCCUGGGUACAUGGUCUUAAUAAGGUCUCUAAAGCCUGAAGAAAAGUCAUUUGGAGUGGGUAUCCAUGGACUAGCUUCAAGAGUAUUUGCUGGAAUUCCAUCUCCCAUUUAUUUCGGAGCUUUGAUAGAUACCACUUGCUUGAGGUGGGGUGCUAUGACUUGUGGUGGAGAAGGAGCAUGUAGGAUGUACGACAUUGUUGCGUAUAGGUGGGUUUAUCUUGGCCUGCCAGCAAUAUUACGUGGAGCGUCCUAUAUCCCAAGUGCAAUAAUUCUCCUUAUUUUAAAGAAGAAAUCUAAAUCUGAAAGCCGAGUCUUAUUAAACACACCAAUAGAAAUGCAGGAUAAAGAACAAGAAGCACUGAAAUAGCAUUUCAAAGCAGGACAUAUUGUGAAAAAGCCUUGCAGUGUAAAUUUUGGAUAUAUCCUUGUGAAAGAUUUCAUACUUUAAAUAGUGAACACAUGGACAGAGACGAAUAGAAUUAUACAUAGUUGUAUCCUAAUUAUAUUAUAGAAGUUCAUAAACAGAAGUUACAGGAAAAAUGCAUUUGGUGCAAAAGAACAAGUAGGAGAAAUAAAACUUAUGAAGUGACAGGGUUGAGUUGUCUGAGCAAAGGGCUAUGAAACAAACAGUUUUCAGUCCUGGUUUCACUGAAGAUAAUGAGAAUUUUGCAACUGACUCCAGUGAUGCCAGAUUUCAUCCUGGAAUUCUUCAACAGCUUCUGUCACAGCCUCUCUCAUUGAUGUAGACAGCAUUUGUAGCUUCUUUGGGCCUGAGUUUUCCAUAAAUUUAUUUAAUUACGCUGUUAGUCCUUUCAGGCAGGGACUGUUUGUUAUUCUGCAGAGUGUAGGUGGUCAAUACAUUGGGAACUUGGUUUAUGACAUGGUCUGGGUACUAUGAUAAUAAUAAAUACA